UUUGGGGUCCAGUUGCAAAUUGGGCUAUUCCACUGGCAGCUAUUGGAGACUUUAAGAAGGAUCCGGAACUGAUCAGUCCCUACAUGACCCCAGCCCUGAUCGGAUACUCGUCUGCAUUUGCGAGGUUUGCGUGGAUGGUAAAGCCGCGUAAUCUGCUGUUACUGGCGUGUCACUUGACCAACAUCACCGCUCAGGUGGUUCAAGGCUGUCGAUACAUCAACUACCACUACCUGACAAAGCCAGAAGAUCGAAGGAAGCACCAUAUUGAGGUGGUGGAGAAAGAAAUUCAUUCCCAUCCCAAGCAGUACCCCAAAGUCCACAUCAAGGACCACCCCUCCCUCACAGAGCAAGUGGAGGAGGUGAAAGAAUUUGAUUCAGCAUACAAGCUUCCAAAGGAGACACCAGUUAUCAACUGAUUUUUAGAGUGCACUAGUACAAUAUUCUGCUUGUAAUUGACAGUAUAUUACCAAAUCUGUGCAUAUGAUAUUGGCAUCUACUGUAUCUCUGUGAUUUAAAAAUAACUAAACAUACUGGUAUUAGUACUGUCUAUAGUCCCUUAAAUGUUCUACUGGGAGUGAGUGAUGAGCGAUCAUUGAAUGGACUUGGAACAAACAGUGAACAAACACUGAGGAGAAUGUGAUUGUUUUACAUGGGAAAAUGUAUCUUAGAUGAACAUUGUAUAUAUGCAUGGGCCUCUUGUUCUUGAGACACAAUGUGAAUUAUUUGUUAGCAAUAUAUGAACACAUGCACUGCUGAGCAAUGGCUGAAGAAACGCAGUGUGAAAAAGUAAGUGUUAAGUGAAUGAUGAGCAAUCAGGGAGUGAACGGAAAACUGUGUAUUAGAACAUUUCAGGGACAGUAUUCAUAUCAUUUUGAUAUUUUAAUGUGGUGAAACUAACUUAUUAUUUUAGGUGUCAACUUUUUUUCAUUUUAUAAUCAUGUAGAACCAAACAUUAUUAAAGGUCAACAAGACCAAAGUUUUAUGUAUCUUAUACCUUAGCAUUGAAAUCUACAGGUCAAAUGUAAAGCUUUUGCUUAUCGAAGAAAAUACAUUUUUAAGCGUUUGAAUGCAAAGAUUUUCUAACAAAGAAAUUUAUAAAAUGAUGUGACUGUAAGCAGUAUGUGCGAUAAGUAAUGUUCCAUUGAAUAUUACCUGUAUACACUGUAGUUUGGUCAGGUUGUUAAUUUUUUCCUGUGGAUUUUGGUUCAAUCAUCCGACAUAAAAAUAACAUGGCUUCAAGCUUUUAAAGUUGUAGAUACACGAUAUGAUAUUUUUGACUUAAUGAAGAAUUUGUCUCUAGCAGCAAGUUCAAAACAAAAUACAAACCAGUUGUAGUUCAAGCAUGUUUUAUUGAAUCUGUGGAGUCAUUCAAGUUUGUUUUCUUUUUUAAAUAAUCAGAAAAUAUCCCUGUCUAAGAAGUCAGUGCUAGUAAGAUAUCUGCUGUUACCAGACUUCAAGUCUCAUAAAAAUUUCAACUUUUGUGUCGAUUGUGUAAAAGUCAGUCAUUUAACACCACUCUUGCUUGUAAAUUCUUCCUGUUCGCGAGCUUGCCUUGUCCAUAAACGAGACUUGAUUUCGCAAAUGUUCAAUAUUAAAGUUCAAUACUACAUAUCUACACAAAAUUAUUCAUGAGAACCUUUUGCUUUCACAUCAAGGUAACCUCACAAAGAUAAAAAAAAAAUAAUAAAGUUCUAAUGAAGGUAAUUUGCUGUGUAUGUACUGAUAUUAAUUCUGUUUGAAAGACGUACUGAAGAAUCUCUCAUUACCGUGGGGCAGAUUUUGUUGUUUUGAAAAGAAAAUAUUUAUGUUGAUAAAAUCUUUUAUAUUUGUGAUUGAAGAGAUUUGUGUAUGCUUGUGGGGAAUUCAAAUUCAUAUGUUUAAAACUCUGAAAAUUGUAUCCCAAUGAAAAUGAGUGAUUGCAUAGUGCUGGUUUCAUUGAGAUUUUGUGUAGAUAAAGUUGUGGACAAUUAAGGACUGUGCCAUACAAUGACAUCCUGUAGUCAUGUUUACUAACUACACAUCAUUCAAUUAACGUCAGAUAUACACAUGGUGGAGGGAUUCAUGUUAAACAGAUUGUCUUGUUAAACGUUUAUAGACCAGGAAAGUGUAUAUUUUCUUUAGUGAGUUCAAUUUUGGUGAUAAUAUAAUAUAUUUAGUAGAAUUGUACAACGGUUUCAAUUUUAAUGGUCCUCAAGUCCUCAUAUAAAAACGCCUUAAUACGAGUGUAUUAUGUCGCCACGUUUGACGAGAGUGUAGCCUAUUUUAUUUUAAGAUAUGUAUCAUGUGAAUGUACGAGGUACAACUAUGCAGGGUAGUAGUAAGAUCUGGGUGCUUUAGCCCCAUUCACUUUUGUUAUGAAGUACAUAACCAGACCUAUUACAUAUCCAACCAUACAAAACUUCUGUGUUGUUAGAUGGUAAAGGCAUUAUCAUUGCAGACAUUUCAGAUUUGACAUGCGACAGACUUAUGAUAAGCAGAAAAUGCCCUUAGGGACACUAUGAUACAGUCUCCUUGUACAAGUAAUUUUUUCUGUGUGUGUGUUAUAAACGAUAGGGUAAUGGGCCACAAUGCCCACUUGAGCCGUCCUGCUAAUAGAGAUAAAAAUGUGAAGACCUUGUGUUUAGAGCACUAUGUUUCAAACAAAACAAACCUAUUUUUGAUGUAAACAGGAGUUCCUGUAUGAGGAUAUUAAAUAUUGAACCAGCAAAGGAUUAUUACUGACAAAACAUUAAUGAAUUUAAAUUGAAUUUUAAGAUAAAGAAUAUUCAAAGUAUACAUGUAUAAUCCAUCUGAGUGUAGAUUGUUUUUAAUCCUAAUCUGUUUUUGUUUUUGUUUCCAUUAAAUGAAGUGCUGAUCAAAGUUA
Ostrea edulis (European flat oyster) is the source of this 2863-nucleotide messenger RNA. Its product is annotated as probable mitochondrial pyruvate carrier 1. The coding region runs from base 84 to 416 and encodes 110 amino acids. Gene Ontology annotation, biological process: pyruvate import into mitochondria. Gene Ontology annotation, cellular component: mitochondrial inner membrane. The transcript has 4 exons. NCBI's taxonomy places the organism in Eukaryota, Metazoa, Mollusca, Bivalvia, Ostreida, Ostreidae. The record is from RefSeq and is a predicted model, not a curated record.